Molecule: messenger RNA, 1788 nt
Organism: Sitophilus oryzae (rice weevil)
Lineage: Eukaryota; Metazoa; Arthropoda; Insecta; Coleoptera; Curculionidae
Exons: 6
Coding region: 198-1571 (457 amino acids)
Source: RefSeq, a predicted model, not a curated record
UAAAAUGUCAAACAUGUCAAAAAGUCAUCAGUGAAUGUAAUCAGGAGAAUUGUUAGGGGAAAAACUGGUCAAAAUCCGAUGAAAAAAACCCGACGAAAGUAACUUACAUGGGUAGGGGAAAUACGGGGAAUUAAACAAGAAAAAUUCCAGUACUUACAUAGAAAGUGAAACAGGAAAAAAACUCAGAAAUCUACACCAUGUCCAGACGAAAGCUGAGCUCCACCGGGGAGUUCCAAUGGAGUAGACGCAAGUUGAGUUCCACAGGCGAACUGAAAUUGGCUACCAUCCCGAAAAUCGAUGUGGCAGGUAGACAUCCGAGCACCAGCUCUAGCAUAUUCAGCACAGAGACACUAGAUCCCUCAGAAAUCAAUUUGGGCGCCCUCAGAGGCGACAGUCUGACUCAGCAAAGGAUGAGCUUCUUGCCCUCGAGUUUGAGAAUGAUGAGCAGGAGCAGUACUGCGGGAACUUUCCGGAACAUGGGCAUAGACGGUGCAAGCCCGUGGAAAAGCGGGGAGAGAACCGUCGAUUACCUUUUCGAGAACUACUGCACCGGAAGCAGCUAUUUGGGAGAGUACAACAAGUUGGGCAUAUGUGGUAAAGGCAUGUACAAGUUUCCCCAUGGAGUGAUCUACGAUGGCCGUUUUAAUAAGAAGGGUGAAUUUCACGGUAGCGGGACAUUGACUUAUCCCAGUGGACAGAAAGUGGAAGGAUUCUGGCGCAAUGGAAAACUCCAGAAGAAUCCUACCAAUGUGUCCGCAGAUAACACGCCAUACAGAAGCCAAUACUGCAGGAUGCCGGAUCGCAGGUUCCAGAUCGAAGUGACGCACGACUUGGCGCCUGCGCCUAAAGAGUUUCUCACGAACGCACCCAACCCGCCACGAAAGAUACCCCCCGGAUCCUACGACACCGGAGAAGGUUUCUACGAUCCCGUCAAGAAGGUGAUGUUGGACUACGACGACCUCAAAGUCAGCGUGCCGAUGUACGAGAGUGAGAGCGUCUACGAGGGCCGGGAAUCUAUGGUCGGUGACACCGAAGAUUUGUUUAGGAUGCUGACAAAAACGCUGUCAAAACCUAUCAGCGAAUUCAACAUUGUACCAUCAUCGGAGGAUAAUGAUGAGAAGAGGAAAAAAUUGAGACCUUUGCCGAUAGCCUUCACCUUGCACUGGGUGAUAAAUAAUUGCAGAACGGCGUGGGACACUCCCGUGGGAUACAAUCCGAAACUAUACGAAGCAUGGAGUACAGGUACCAAAAGUGACGACUUUCUGCCAAUUCAUGAGUCAAAUCUAGAGUCAGAGCAUAGUUCCGAAACCGAAACUGUCAUUGCAAAAUUGUUAGCUGUGGCAGAUGCCACCGAUACGGCUUCGGGGAUGUACAGCUUCAUCGAACGUAACAGGUACAGCAGAGAUGAUGUCACUACCAGUUUGAUAGCACUUAAAGACAUGUUCAGGUCGCAGGACUUCAAACACUUGGUCGUCAAGAAGGCCAUCGUUUACCAAAUCUUGAGAUCGAGAAACAAGAACAAGAAGCUGAAGAAGUACAGGGAGAAGAAAAUUUCCUUCCAAUCAGUAUAGUACCUGAUUUUCGGCAUCGAUCGGUUCAUCAAACCUACAGGGUGGCUAUGAAAAGUCUCUCUAGAAAAUUCUAGAACUUAAUAAGUAAAUUUUACUCGUCUGACAUACAUGUACUUGCAACAAUGCAAUUUAUGCCAAAAAUCGCAUAUUAUUGACUUAUUAGUUAAGAAGUUUAAAUUAAGGGAAAAAAGAAAAAAAUAAAAUUAUUUAAUUCCAA